Acanthopagrus latus (yellowfin seabream) is the source of this 2646-nucleotide messenger RNA. RefSeq names its product component of oligomeric golgi complex 4 (gene cog4). The transcript has 19 exons. Lineage: Eukaryota; Metazoa; Chordata; Actinopteri; Spariformes; Sparidae. The record is from RefSeq and is a predicted model, not a curated record. Bases 1 to 2322 code for a protein of 773 amino acids.
AUGGCUGACAGUGGACCCCUGGCAGCGAAAAGAUGCGACUCUGGCUCAGUGUCCUCCGUGAGCAUGGAGACUAUAUCGGCCCUGACAGAGCUGGAGGAUCUGGAGAAAGUUUAUCAGCAGCUCUGCACACAGGAGAAAGAAGUGGAGGCUGAGCUGGACAGACUGGUUGGACAGGAGGGCGCCAUUCACACAAAGAUGCUGGCACUACAGAGGAUGGGGCCCAACCUACAGUUGAUCGGGGGAGAUGCCAGUCAGCUGUCAGGCAUGAUCACUUUCACAUGUAGCCUGGCCGAAAACGUUAGCCGCAAAGUCAGACAGUUGGACCUUGCAAAGACACGGUUGUAUAAUGUCAUCCAGCGUGCCGACGAUAUCCUCGAUCUGAAGUUCUGCACGGACGGUGUCCAGACAGCUCUGCGUAACGAAGAUUAUGAACAGGCUGCUGCCCACAUCCAUCGAUACCUCUCUCUGGACCAGUCGGUUAUUGAGCUGAGCAGGCAGGGAGAAGAAAGUAGUGCUGUGGACGCCAGUCUGGUAAUGCUUCAGGAGGCAGAGCAGAAACUGAAGGUCAUUGUUGCUGAGAAGCUGGAUGAAGCUGUAGCAGCAGUCGACCUCGCACAAGUGGAAAGGUUUUUCAAGAUCUUUCCUCUGUUGGGCCUCCACCAGCAGGGCCUUGCACGCUUUGGACAAUAUCUCUGCAGUCAGCUUGCCUCCAAAGCUGAGGAGAACUUGGUCCUUGCUACGGGAGGAGACCUGGGCGAGAAGAGAGCUCCGCUGGUGUUUGCAGACACUCUGACGCUGCUGCUGGAAGGUAUUGCUCUUGUCAUUGAGACUCAUCUGGUGAUUGUAGAGACGUAUUACGGUCCGGGCCAUCUGUACACACUCAUCACUCACCUGCAGCAGGAGUGUGACCAGCAGGCCCAGAAAAUAGUCGACAAGUUCAUCCAGCAGAGAGGAUACCACAACAAGUUUCAGGUUGUUCAGAGCAGCAUGAUGAAGAGCGUGCCAGGGGAGCGGAUCGAGCCCAGGGAGUUGGACCCUGUACUGACAGAAGUAACCCUGAUGAACGCACGGUCUGAGCUCUACCUGCGCUUUUUACGUCGUCGCAUGUUGGCCGACUUUGAAGUUGGGGAUGCUCAGAGCGUCACACAAGAGCAUCAACAGAAUGUGGAGAAGCUCCUGAAACACUGCAUGCUGAGCAGGACGAUGCAGGAGCUCAUUGGUUACUAUAUUCCAAUGGAAGAGUACUACAUGAGAGAGUCUGUCAACAAGGCUGUCACUAUGGAUACAUAUGAAAAGGGUCAGCUGACCUCCAGCAUGGUGGACGACUGUUUCUACAUUGUUAAAAAGUGCAUCAGUAGAGCUUUAUCCAGCUCCAGCAUCGACUGCCUCUGUGCCAUGAUCAACCACGCCAACUCUGUGCUGGAGUCUGACUUCAGGGAGGUGCUGUAUAAUAAACUGCGGCAGGGCUUCCCAGCUACGACUCUGCAGGACAUCCAGCGUGGCGUCAGCAGCGCGGUCAGUCUGAUGCAGAGCAGCUUACAGCAGGGCAAGUUCAACACACUGGGUAUCGAGAGCACUGAGAACGCCAAGGCUGCUUUUCUGGUGACUCUGAAUAACGUGGAGGUGUGCAGUGAGAAUAUCACGACUCUCAAGAGGAACCUUGAGAACGACUGCGCCAAGUUGUUCAGUCAAGGCGCCGGCUCUGGUGAGCAGGCCAAGAUUGAAAGCUGUUUGUCUGACCUCGUCAACACGUCCACAAAGUUCAAGGAUCUCUUGCAGGAGGGACUGACUGAGCUGAACACAACAGCCAUAAAGCCCCAAGUCAAACCCUGGAUUAGCAGCUUCCUGUCCAUCUCACACAACAUAGAGGAGGAGGAGUUUAAUGAUUACGAAGCUAAUGAUCCCUGGGUGCAGCAGCUCAUCAUUAACUUGGAGCAGCUCAUGGCAGAGUUCAAGACGGCCCUCUCUCCUGUCAUCUAUGACACACUGACCAGCCUGAUGACCAGCCUGAUAUCGAUUGAAAUGGAGAAGACUGUCCUCAAAUGCUCAUUCAGCAGGCUCGGAGGGCUGCAGUUUGAUAAAGAGCUCCGGUCUCUGGUGGCGUACCUCACUACCGUGACCACCUGGACCAUCAGGGAUAAGUUUGCUCGCCUCACACAAAUGGCCACCAUCCUUAACCUGGAGCGGGUAACCGAGAUCUUGGAUUACUGGGGCCCAAAUUCGGGGCCCCUGACAUGGCGGCUGACCCCGGCGGAGGUGCGUCAGGUUCUGGCACUGCGUAUCGACUUCAGAAGUGAAGACAUCAAGAGGCUGCGGCUGUAACUCAGGAACCAGCACGCUGUUUAUCAGCGACUGCCGAGCAUACUCACCUUGUGAUGCUUUUCACUAAAGAGCUCAAUCCAGGUUUAAUCCACGUCUCUGUAAAUGGACGUGGGCAGGAUGCAGGCAAAGGGCCGGGGAUUUCCUUUUGACUGGAACAAAAGUGCACAUUGCUCAUAGUGGGUUUCCAGACUCAACGCCUGGCUGAUGUCAGACUGCAUCAGAGUUCAAGCUCAGCUUUUAGGGACUUGGACACAGUGAACUGUUUGAUAUGAAUGAUCUGAGAAUAUUCUGUAUAAUGUAUAAUUAAAAAGUGUAAAUGUGUUA